Messenger RNA from Adineta ricciae, 276 nucleotides. The record is from the annotation of a GenBank genome assembly. Lineage: Eukaryota; Metazoa; Rotifera; Eurotatoria; Adinetida; Adinetidae.
AUGUUACUCUCGCGUUUAUUAUUCUGUUUGGUGAUCAUUGGACUAUUGUUGAGUUAUUGUUGUGAAGCGCAACAAGAAAUUCGUAAAGCUAUGCGUGCUAAGACGGAUCGGAAAAUCAAAGAAGGUAAACGAAAGAUUCAACGAGGACAACAAGCGGUGGAAACUGUCAAAAAUCAAGCGCGACAACCAUUUGAUCGAGCUGGUACAAAGAUCAAUCGGAAAUAUGAAAAUACCAGACGAAAAGUGCAUCAAAUCGAAAAUGUUAUCAAAUCAUAA